CAGAAACAUGGAGGAAAUUCAGUUCGUGUCCACUAGUACAGUCCAACCAACAAGUGAAUCAACUGAUAAGAGGAUUGAGUUAACUCCAUGGGAUCUCCAGCUUCUCUUACUUGGCCCUAUCCAAAAGGGUCUUCUCUUUCUCAAACCCACACCAUCACAACAACAACAACUACUAGCAAACACCAUAGUUGAUCAUCUCAAGAUCUCAUUCUCUCGCACACUUGAUUUCUUCCCUAUCCUAGCUGGCCGCCUCUGCAUCGUCAAAAAUGACGACGACACCUCCUCCUUCUUCGUAGACUGCAAUAACGCCGGAGCUCAUUUCGUUCACGCUGUCGCUGAGAAUGCCAAUGUCAGCGAUAUCCUCGGUCCUGUGUACGUGCCUCGAAUUGUCCACUCUUUUUUCCCACUCAAUAAUGUCCUUAACUAUGAAGGUAUUUCCAAACCAUUCCUUGCCGUUCAAGUAACCGAGCUCAUCGACGGCCUAUUCAUCGGCUGCACCAUGAAUCACGCAGUCGUUGACGGUUCGUGUUUCUGGCAAUUCCUUAAUUCUUGGUCAGAAAUAUCGCGGGGUUCUGACAAAAUAUCGCGAGUACCGAUGGUCAAGCGUUGGUUUCCGGAUGAAGUCGACGUCCCCAUUCGAAUCCCUUUUUGCGCCGAUGAAAUAAACAAUAAUUUCGUUUUACCAAAAUUAGAAGAAAUGGUUUUUCAUUUCACGAAAGAGAAAAUCGCAGCUCUCAAAGCAAAAGCGAACGCGGAGAUGAGCACCACAACUAUCUCGUCUCUCCAGGCAUUAUUGGCUCAUUUAUGGCGAUCUGUGAUACGCUGCCAAAACAUCAACGACUCUAAUCAAGAGGUGAAAUACGUGUUACUGGUAAGCGCGAGGCCGAGGCUACGACCCUCGUUGCCGGAAGGGUAUUUUGGGAAUACAAUUCAUGCCGAGGUGUUAUGUUCCACUGCGGGAGAGUUGGUGGAGAAGGGACUUGGUUGGGUGGCUUGGCAAAUGAAUAAAGCGAUUGCUUCGCAAACUAACGAAGCGGUUAGGGAUUUCUACCAAAACUGGGUGAAGAAUCCGAAGAUAAUGAAAAGGGGUGUCCUGACAAACGAUGGUUUGGCAACUAGUAGUUCGCCUCGGUUUAAUGUGUAUGGAAAUGACUUUGGUUGGGGAAAGCCGGUGGCGGUGAGAAGUGGCGGUGGAAACAAGAGCGAUGGGAAGAUAACCCUUUUUCCGGGGGCGGAGGAAGGGAGUAUUGACAUUGAAGUUUGCUUGUUGCCUGAGAAGUUGGUUGCUUUGAGGGAUGAUGAAGAGUUCAUGGAAGCUGUCACUAUGUGAUCAAUCUACAGUUUUUUUUUUUUUUUUUUUUUUGGGUCUAGCUGGUCAAUAAAAUUCUCAAUAAAUUACGGUAUCAUUAAAAAUAAUUAG
This is a messenger RNA of Camellia sinensis, 1420 nucleotides long. The record is from RefSeq and is a predicted model, not a curated record. Lineage: Eukaryota; Viridiplantae; Streptophyta; Magnoliopsida; Ericales; Theaceae.